This is a messenger RNA of Kwoniella botswanensis, 1164 nucleotides long. RefSeq lists its product as uncharacterized. Gene Ontology annotation, cellular component: periplasmic space. The record is from RefSeq and is a predicted model, not a curated record. The transcript has 6 exons. NCBI's taxonomy places the organism in Eukaryota, Fungi, Basidiomycota, Tremellomycetes, Tremellales, Cryptococcaceae. Gene Ontology annotation, molecular function: lyase activity. Bases 1 to 1164 code for a protein of 387 amino acids.
AUGUCAUCUGAAGGUAAAACUCCACUUUCUAUCCCCAAACAACCCUUGGACAUCCUCUUACCAUUCCCUAAACAGUCUUCUAAUGGGCAUACCAUCGAAUUACUCCGCCAGCUAGUAGGGAAGAUCCUUGCGAAGGACGAAGUAUACUCAAUUACGUACUCACCUGUUUUAUGUCCUGUAUCGAAAGAGGAUGGAGGAGGGAAUAAUCAGUUGUUCACUAUUAAACCGCAUUGGUGGCGAAAUCCUAAUGGUGAAUGGGAAUGGAGAGAUGGACAGAGGAAUCCAGAAAAUGCAAGGCCUCAAGGUCAAGUUCAACUUGAAUCGCUCUCUAAAACAAUCCACAUUCUAUUUUUGGGUAUACGACAUAUUUCCGAUCAUGAUCUGAAACAAAAAUCUAUUGAGAGGAUUGAAAAGCUCUUAAGAGUCUUCUUCGUCGAUAUUGAUACAAGGAUGGAACCUCAAGUGAGGUUCUCGCAAUGUCAUCCUGGUCAAGAACCUAUGAAAGGUAAUGAAUGUUUCGUUAUAGCUAUCCGAUACCUCAUCUUGGUCAACCAAGCUCUCCUCCUCAGCGGAUCAUCCAUCAAGCAAGAUCUCGUGCAGCAAAUUAAAGAGUGGAUCAAUGAGCAAGUGGUAUGGAUGGAAGAAUCUGAUCAGGGGAUGAAAGCGAAGAACGCUGAAAAGCCUUUGUGGUAUUAUGUCAUUCUCGCAUUUCAUCGGCAAUUCAUUCAAGGCGAUACAUCUUCUAUCACCCUUGCGACAUCGUCAUUCAAUGAGUGGUUCGCAAAGCAUCCCAUACCACAAGACGUAUUUGCAGAAUCCCUCAGACAUGAUAACCCAAGACACAAAUGUCUGUUCACCCUUGAGCCUUUGUUUAUGCUUGCCAGCUUGACCGUACCUCUCCACCAUGAGCAGGGAAUUUCCGAUGAUAUUAAGACGUAUCUUAGGGAAUGUGUUGAGUACGUUAAAAGUGUGGAGCAAGGGCCGAUCGAAAGUCCCUUGGAGGAUGAUAUCAGAUACAUGGCAAGAGUAGCUUGGUUUGAGAGGAUCUUAUAUGGCUGGAAUGGUCAAGGCGAGAGGGAUGCAGAAGGGAAAGAAGAACCGAGCGGUGAAGGAUGGGAGAAUGGAUGGAGUGCGAGGAUGAGGAUUAUGUGGGGGUUCAUCUGA